UUGAAUCAUAAAUUGCACUGACGCAAAUCGCUCCCAUUCUUCCUCCCUUUUCCAAGCACCCAUGAUGCAUACUUCCUCGUAGUCUGAGGAGCAUUUGAAUCAUCAGUUGCACCGGAAUUGUUGCAAUUUUUUUCUGCAUCGUAUAGAACCAAGUUCAACCAACAUCCAAAGCGAGCAUAGGGGCAUCCACGCGAUAAGGAUCACAUAUCUACCUGUCUGAACACUUUUGACGGUUUGACCAAAGCCCGUAAGGAUGAUGCAUGCUCGUGCUCCUCCCGCGUAUUCCGACGCCCCACCAGACUACGGGGAAGCAUCAGGAUCGGGGCCGGCGAAGCCGUUGACGGGCAUCGGUCUGCAAGCGAUGGAUUUUCUGCCGCGCAUGACGGCCGAAGACGGCCCUUCCAACCGUCCCGAGUACGAGUCCUUCAGCCUGCUCGUGGAUCGCGCCAACGCCUUCCUUCGCCAAAACCCCCACUGGACCGUCAGCACAUGCGAGAGCGUGGAGUUUCGGGCCUUCGACCGCGGACGCAACAUCGACACGGUGGGAUCCGUCUUCACGGCAUACGGUGAAGCCAACAAUCGUUACAUUCGAGGCCUGAGGCUCUGGGCGCAGCUCCGCCCUCCUGCGUCUGGCCCGCCGGUCGUUGAGCAGAUCGGCUACCGGAACGUUCUUCCGGAAAUCCGCGGCGACCAGGUGGAGCGGCUGGACGGCGUAGUGCACCGCAUCAACAGCAUUCCCUUCCAAGGCCGAGUCAUCACGGUCGAGACACAACCUAUCAAAUGGGGCAGCAGCGGGCUGGAUCCGGAUCGCACCAUCUGGACGGAGCGGGGGUCGGCGCGCGAGACUUUCGUCAAUCUCAUCCGCAUCUUUUACAUUAUGGGCCCGGUUCAGCACGCGGAAGUGGGUUUGGCUGAUUUUGUGCCAGCCAUGUUGGAUCAAGGCGGCGCUUUUUCCAAUCCUCGCAUGGAGACCUUCCCGACGGUGAUGCAGCGUGUCCGACAGUGGCUGCUGUCGGUGCCGCCCAAUUACCGGCCGGUUAACGUUCAGACUGUAAUGUUCCGUUGGAGCUACAACAAAGGCAUCGAUACCAAGGAUAUGACGUAUCACGAGAACAAAAAGCACCUCAAUUAUCUUCGGUAUCUGCGUGUGGGCUACAUUGUGGAGAAUCCGGCCGACGGGCCCAUCUCCCGUUCGACCAUCCAGUUGGGCAGUAAACUCGUUGUUCCCGGAAUGAGUGUGGAGCCGGGAUGUUGUGAGGACGGGGCUUUUGAAUCACAGGAUUCGUGCCGUCAGCGGGUAGAUGUUUGGGUUAAAGCGGCCGGGGCACGGGUCGUCUCGGCGGAGACGCUGGUAAUGCGCAUCGCCGGCGGCGGUGAGUCCGUGUACGGCUUCGAUGCCAUGCAUACCUGGAACGACACGCAUCAGACGCGUUCAAGCAACAGUAGCUCCACGAAGCGGGACGAUGAACGCUUUGUGUAUCUGUACCGGAUUUACACCGAUGGGAUUGUACCGGAACGAGCAACGGUGGAAGAUAUGCAGUUACAGGAUUACACACGACGGACGGAUAGUGGGGAAGGAUGUACAAUUUUAUAAGUUUCAGUCGGAUACGGGCUUCCUUUUUAACCGUAGUUAAUUUUAUUUUUAUUUUCGAUAAUUAUAUAUAAUUUUUUAUCGUCUUAGGUUGUGAUUUUUGUGUAUAGCGAAUUUUAAUUCAUUUUAUGGCAUAUUAAUAUAUUGUUUUUGGGUUGUUUUUGUUGUUUUCUUGUCAGUUGUCACACUCAGAAACGUAUUGGUGUUAAAAUCCA
Messenger RNA from Paramacrobiotus metropolitanus, 1806 nucleotides. RefSeq lists its product as uncharacterized. The record is from RefSeq and is a predicted model, not a curated record. The transcript is spliced from 4 exons. Lineage: Eukaryota; Metazoa; Tardigrada; Eutardigrada; Parachela; Macrobiotidae. The coding region runs from base 254 to 1594 and encodes 446 amino acids.